UCUUUCAUCUGUCAUCCAGAAUUCCAGAUCCUGCUUGUCUUGAAGACACGGCACGGCAUCGAUUCCAUAAAAUAGUAGAAAUUAACGCCUACGCUUUUUUGUUUUGUGGAAUUAGACGCCAAUUAUAAUAUUUUUUUAACUAAUUCGUCGGUUUCCUGAAAAAAAAUGGAAACUGAUAUCUUGGACAGUCUCAAUGAUUUAGGUUAUGAAGGCCCGCUCAAAGAUGAAGUAGCUUUACUCAAAGCCCUAGAUGGAGGCGCCAAGUCUCUGGAGUUCACAAAGCUAGUCCACAUCUUAGCUUCGGAACUAAAAAGGCUUUGUAACAUGGAAGAGACGAUAAAUAUAAUGAAUGAUCCGGAAGAAAGUGUCGCUUUUCUAUUGGAGUUGAGUUCAUUUUUGAAGGAACUGGGAUGUCCGUACAAGAAGUUGGUUAUAGGUCACAUGUCAUCUCGAUUGCAAACUAAGGAGGAUCGCAUACUUUUACUGGAUUAUCUGAUAUCGGAGCUUAUGGCUGCCCGGAUGGUCAACAUUGACAGGCCGAAGGAUAAGCAGGGAUCGGCCAUGGAAAUUGUUAUGCAAGAGUCGCCCACUGCGAAAGAUCUGAAGGAAAUUCUCAUUUCGCUGAAAUUUAACAAACCUCCGCCUAAUAUCACACCUCAAAUGUUGUUCACGAAGUUGGAAGCUAAACUAAAGGACACACUGCAGAAAGAAGGCGAUCAAUUAGUAGGCAAGCCGUUAUACAACAAAGCGUUGACGGAUAAAGAUUGGAAGCAACUAGAAACUAAUUUCACUGAGAUGUUUGAAGAGUAUAGACUUAGAAGGGAAACCUUGAUCACUAGACUGGAAUGUACUAUACAGAGUUUUGAGUGGUCAGACCGCCUUAAAACGAAGAAGGACGUCAUCCAAUCAACGUAUAGGCCCAAACGGGAACAGUUGAAAGUCAAGCCCAAUGUGAAAUUGUCAGACUUUUUAGCGGCACGCACUUCUCUGUUGCAAGUUGAGAAGACUUCCAGCGCGGCCGUUAGGAAGAAUACUCAGAGUCAAGUGAACAAAGUUAUCAUUGGAACGGUGCCCGACAGAGGCGGUAGACCUAACGAGCAACAGCCCCCACCACCGGAAAUGCCUUCGUGGCAACAGCAGAGGGCGCCAGCGGGGGGUGGGCGAGGUGGCCGCGGAGGCGGGGCACCGCGCGGGGGCGAGCGCGGGCGCGGGGGCAGGGUGCAGGGGGGGUACAGCCACAGUGGGGGGGACCAGGCUAGGCCCCAAACAAGCCCAGCGGCCUAUAACCAGAAUCGCAACUACCAAACCUACGAAGUCCCGCCGGGCGGUUACCAUAAUAACCAUGGUUACGAACGCAACGGCGGUUACCAAGGGGGCGGUUACAAACAGGGCGGCUAUGACAGCAUGGGCGGUUAUAACCAGCAAGGUUACAGUACCCAAAAUCAAGGCAACAGCGGCGGUUACAACAAGAACUACCAGUCGCAAGGCUACCAGGGCCAAGGCUAUCAGAACCAAGGCUACCAGAACCAGAACCAAGGCUACGGCUAUCAGAACGAGCACGACGACCGCGAUCGUAGAGGCCGAGGCGGGUAUAGAGGCAGACGUUGAUAGUCAAUAGACUAGUGUUGCCGAAAUAUCGAUAAUCGAUAAUGUCGAUUAUCGAUACUAUCGAUUAUAUACUCCAUUUGUUUAGGUGCUUAGAGUACUUUCAUUUAUAAGUCGCCUCGGAAGUAUUAAUUGCACGAAACGAAUGAAAGCAAUUGAUGACCUUAUUACAAGUACAUUAAAGUUAAAAUCCAAAAAAAAAACAAAUUUCUCCUGCUAUGACGCUCGUGAUAGCGGCAAUUCAGUUCGCUGGUUCAAAUGGCCCGCUCCGAUCGGAAACAUUUUCAAUAGAGAAUUAACAAGAUUUUUUAGCUUUAUGCCUACCUAAACAUCUGGAGUAUACGUUAUUGCGCGACGCAAUACUAUCGAUAGUAUUGUUUUCUCUCAAAUUAUCGUAAGUCUAUCGAUAGUUGACUGUCAAGCGGCAACACUACAAUAGUUUAUACACUCGGAAUGUCCAAUACGCAAAAUGAUAUGUUAAAACAAUAAGCGAAAUGUCAUUAGAGUAUUUAUAGUUCAAAUCGAUGUGAAACUUGAUAAGACUUUAAAUGAUCGCAGAAUUGUGCUUAUCUUAUUGAAAAUUGAUAGACUGUUUCGCCAAAAAUAAUAUAUAAUCUGUAUAGUAUAGCUCUGAUUCCAUUGUGAGAAAAUAGGGAUCUAUUUUUAAAGUAAAUGACUUGUUGAAAACCGCAAUAUAUUUAUUGUAUACCGAUCGAUUUGUUAACUCGUCUCGUUAAAAAAAAUAGAUCCUUAUGUCCGUGAUAUUUAGGUACUUACGAUAUGACUUAGUGAUUACAUAAAUAAGUCAAAAAUACAGUCAGUCAGUCGGAAAUAGGUUAAAUUUGACAUAGAUAUGCUUCCAUUGUUAGCCUGACGUGAUCUAUACUUAUAAUAAAUCUGUAGAGAGGUCAAUUCUGUACAUGGAAUAUUUUUUCAAAAUAACUAUCAGGGGGUGAUUAGUGAUCGAUACUGAUGCCAAAAAUGCAAUCAGUAAAAUUUUUGUCUGUCUGUCUGUCUGUCUGUCUGUCUGUAUGUUCUUUAUAGAAACAAAAACUACUUGACAGAUUUUAACGAAACUUGGUACAGUUAUACUUCAUACUCCUGAGCAGGUUAUAGUAUACUUUUCAUUACGCUACAAUCAAAAGGAUCAGAGCAGUGAAAGGAAAUGUUGGGAAAACGGGAGAAGUUACUUGAUUUUAUAAGCUUCCGUCGCGUGUGCAGCCUUAAUGGUUAAAGAUACAGCAUAACCAUGUACAACGGAAAUAUUCUACAUAAAAUUAUUAAAAAAAUAUCCCAAGACAGCAUAAGUCAAUCUUUUAUGGUUGACUCACAAUAACACGUGUAAUUCCUAAUAGCUUAGCAGUUCGGAGAUUUCUGAUUAUAUUUCUUUACUCUGAUGUUUAUAAUACCAAUAACACUCACACUCAUUCGUAAUUCUUAUAAAUUAAUAUUACUUUUCAAUAAAAAAAGAAUCAUCGAAAUCGGUAUAGAAACACCAAACUUACACGUGAAAUAAAAUACCGUAACAAGCCAUCGCGCGUAACUACUGAAUCAUAAUAUAAGGAUUAUUUUUGCGUAACGGUUGCCGCCCUCGACGCGGCUAGCGGCGGCAGGGUAUAAAAGGGGCAGGAGCCGAGCGCAAGCUUCAUGACCAAGGCAGCCAGGGGGAGACUUCACGCAGUUCUCUCCUCCAGCCUCGCCCUGAGGACGAAGCUCAGGAUCUACCAAACGUACGUCAGAUCCCGCAUUCUGCUCUGAAACCAACAGGAGAAGACUCAGAGCCCAAGAGAGCCAAAGUCUCAGAGCAGUCGUCGCUACGUGAGGAACUCGACGAUUCUCAGGGACCUGAAGUGGGAGAACCUAGAUAUUCGAGAGGGCGGACGCGUCAUCACACAGCCACCUGCGCGGCAUCGCGCCGCUCCACGCCCGCCCUCCGGGUCGUCGGGUGAAACCCUCCCCUCGCUGCCUUGCGGCAGACGUCGUCGACCAGUGACGACGCCGCCGCCGAUGGGAACUCCCAGUGUAUGAAGACGUGAAGACCCAGGCCGUCACGGCCGCCCCAUCGACCUGCCUACAGUCGUAGGCAGCGAUGAUGUCAUUAAAGAGGGCCAAAAGCCCUCACCAAUCUACUCCGACUCCCUAAGGGAGUAAGGGAAGACCCGACGACGGCAAGAUAGUAUUGCACAGGCGUUUCAACUUUAUUUUCAUUUAUUUUUCUUUUGUAAGUUGUAGGUACAUAUUUCUGGUUAUAAUUCUACUAGAAUAUUUUUUUUUAGUUUAAAUAGGCACUUAGAUUUAUCUAUACUAAUAUUAUAAAACUGAAGAGUUUGUUUGAAUGUGCUAAUCUUAAGAACUACUGGUUCGAUUUGAAAGAUUAUUUUUGUGUUGAAUAGACCAUUUAUCGAGGAAGGCUUUAGGCUAUAUAACGUCUAGCUGCAACUAUUAGGAGCGAAGAAAUAAUGGAAAAUGUGAAAAAAAUCGGGGAAGGAGCAUCCUUGAGGGCUUCAAUGAUGCCCAAAAUAACUAUUCCACGCGGACGAAGUCGCAGGCACAGCUAGUAGUAUAAUAAAAAUGUGUUAAUAAUAGUAAGCUUAAAGUCUGGGGGACUAUUUUUGAACUGAGCGACUUGGUCAAAACCAGUGAGAUGAGUCGAUUCUUCAAUUGGCUUAAAAGUUUUCAACUAAUGACGAUUAUACUUCAAGCAUUGUUUUGAUAAUAGCACUCCAGACUUUAUAAAGUAAGAAAAUAUCGAAAAUGAUCUGUGACAUUUAAGUGAAAAUAGAAACAGGUGAUAUGUAGUUACGAGUAUAUCUGCCUUAAUUAGCAAUAAACAAUAUUGCAAGCAAUACAAGACAUAUAUAGUAAGAUUACAUAUGGUACUUUAUUGUUAUGUAUCAGAAUAUACCUUGUUGAAUUUUAGCCCGUAUAAAUUUUGCUUUUUGGACAUUCUGAGUAUUUUUUUUUGUCUAUUGUUAUUCUCUUAGAAUAAAGCGAGCGCAGGUUGCUAAGAAUAACAAAAUUAAAUCACAUUUAUAUUUAAAUUCAUUAAAAUUCGAUACCGCUGUUGUAUUCAAAAAUUCAUAUAUUUAUAUACAUAUAUCCACGGAUGUUUAGUCAAUAAAUUGUAUUAAGUAACUAAGCUAUGAUUUUGGAUUUUAAAUUUUGAAGGUGAACAGUGGAGUCACUAGUUUCAAGAUAUUAUUCUUUUUGUUUUGAUUUUUUUGAGAAACCGAAAAAUAUUUGAGAUUGGUAUCGACAGUGUUGCAGAAAAAAAGAAAAAACAAACUUAAAUGAACUCCAAAAUAAUAUCAAUAUUUCGUUUAGAAACUGGUUGCUAAUUGCUUAUUGCGUUUAUAAUCUCAAUAGCUUUGAGUGUAGGUAUAAAUAAACAAAAUGUUUCAUUAUUUUUACAAAUUUGUAUGUUUGUCUUAUUUAAAUAAAACUUUGAUUGAAACAUGAGUGAUCUUUGAUAGCUGUAAAAAAUAUGUUGAUUUUUUUACUCAUUUCAAGUGAAGUGCGAAAAACAAAUCUUUUGUCGAUCUCUUUAUUAUGAUAUGGUAUUUGAUAUUAAAUAAUUACUUUUCGUGCAAAAUUGUCUAGCUAAUUUUAUGUGACAUUGUAAGGUCUAUUUCAUUAUUCGGUGACUAUGUAAAAACCGACCGAGUUAGGAAAUCUUAAAAGAUAAUCGCCAUUUUUGGUGUACAAAUAGACCUUUAGUGACUUGCGUUUUUUUUUUUUAAAUUAUGCUUAUCCUUAGAGCCAGUAAUUUUUUUUAUUAAUUGUUGAAAUGUUUCUAGAAUUAAACAGAAAAGCACGUAAAUCGAUAGGACACGGAAGUGAUUUUACAUUGUAAGUGGCUAACCAGAAUCUACCGUUUAAUAUAUUUUUAAUCCACU
This is a messenger RNA of Amyelois transitella, 5501 nucleotides long. Its product is annotated as protein FAM98A. NCBI's taxonomy places the organism in Eukaryota, Metazoa, Arthropoda, Insecta, Lepidoptera, Pyralidae. The transcript is spliced from 10 exons. Gene Ontology annotation, cellular component: tRNA-splicing ligase complex. The record is from RefSeq and is a predicted model, not a curated record. Bases 166 to 1608 code for a protein of 480 amino acids.